CAAGGUUGGAUGUUGGAUAUUACUAUUGACCAAGCUUCAUUAUCCCUGCUGAUGCCUGGUGUGCACACUCAGUGCUGCUGGUGCUCUUGCAGACCCCUGCACAGACUUUACCUUCUACAUAGGGGGGAUGUUCUGGCAGGCUGUGAAGAUGUCCAUGUCCCCCCAAUGAUGGGCAAGGCCUACUCCCAUCUGCUCCAUUUACCCUAGAUUAAAGUUGCUGAAGCUAUAGGACCCUGGAUCAGAAGACUCUGGACUCUCAGCAACCCAGUCAUUUGAGUACCUGAGUGGGAGUGAGACAAAAAAGAACCUUGACCUUGGGAGGCCUCUCUCUCUCAUUUUCUUUUCCCUCCCUAUUUCUCUCUUCCUGUCUCCCCAAUCUCUGUCUCUCCAUUUUCCCUCUCCCAGAUGUCUUCGGUUCUGGAACAGCCUCCUGGGCAAGUGGAGGACCCAGUCAUGCCCCAACCUUCCCAGUGGCCCCCCCUUCUGUGUGGACCCUGCAUCCCCAUCAUGUUGGCCCUGGCCCUGGUGGCUGCCAUCUUCCUCCUGGCCACAGCUGUCCUGGCUGAAUGCCUUUUCCGCCGUUCUCUCAGAUCAGAUCCUGGUCCCCAGGGGCCCAGCUUGGUCUGGCGCCCAGGGGGGGAGCUGUGGAUCGAGCCCAUGGGGACACCCCAUGAACGAUCUGAAGAUUGGUAUGGUGCAACAGCUCCUCUUCUGCACCCCCAGGUUACUGAGCCCCCUACUCUUGGGGGUACUUUGACGGUUCAGGCCACAGCACCCCACAUUCCAGAUUCUCCUCUUUGUCCCUCAGCUCCACACGAGGCCCCUGAUUCCCCCAGCAGCACAUUCUGGAGUGCAAAUCCUUGGGAAGAAAGGCCUCGGAUUACUGGUUUGGUAGGUUGGUCUGAGCCACAGCCACAGCCACAGCCAGAACCCUUAGCCCCACCAUUUUAUGGCAUCCGGAGGCCUGGGAGCCCUGAGCCUGACUGGGGUGUACAGCCACGGGUAACCUUGGAGCAGAUCUCUGCUUUUUGGAGAAGAGAGAACAGGGUACACGGAGGCCCCUGAACAAUGGGCUGUUGAGCCGGCCCCACUCCUGCUAAGAGAACUUCCUCCAUAUUGAAAGCCUAUAGGAAGCUGAACCUCCAGAGGGUCAUGGGACACCGGAGGCCCAUGGAAGCAGGGCUCUGGACCGCACCUUUGGAUCCUACCUAGGCCAUCCCUGCAAGCAGAGAGGUGGGAUCUAGACAGGAUCCUUAAGGAGUGAGUGCUGAGUAUUUUAAAGAACAUCAAGACAUCUUUGUGGACUGUGGGGUCAGGCUGGGCAUGGACAGAGUGCUCACUCAGGUGGAGCCAAAUGGAUCCUCAGCUCACUGUGAGAUGGGGCGGUGCCACUUCUAACUUGAAUGACUGGCAGUGGUGAGUUAAAUGUACAGAGAUGCUAGUGUAACUGCAGUCACCAGAGCAAGAACGUCAGGUGUGUGAAACAAAGGAAAUGGACAAUUCUCUUUCCCUCCUUUCCCUUGUACUCAGUCUCCCCCCUGCUGUUCUUUGCCAACUUCCUGGGCCCCUUACCGCUUUCCAAGACCUUUUUCCAAGCACAUAUGACUUCCCCUUCUGUAGACAAAAGCAAUUUUACUUUCAUGACCUGUAAAUGUGGAUACUUCUCAAUGUUAUUGUAUGAUAGACAGAAGACAAAUGGUUGACUCUAGUUCUGUUCUAGUUCUUAGGGCUAGAAGGGAUUUUAGAGACUGUCAUGUUUAUCCCUCUCAUUUCAUAGAUGAAGUAACUGCAGCCCAGGAAGGAGAGGAAUUUGCCUGAAGUUACAUAACCAGGGUGUGUCAGACCUUAGGUCUCCUAACUUCCGGGUCAGGCAUUUUUCCACCAUGUCUUCAUGAAGGAGAGAUGAGGGAAGGCCCAGACAAGCUAAGAUCAGCUAAGAUCAAGAUUGUUGUUGUUGUCUGUCCUUCAUUCUUGAAGAGAACCAUGACAGAUGUCAUGACUUGCACUGAAUUGAAUUUAAGUGAGGGAGGACUGUGCAAGGUCACCAGCCUUACUCUCUCCU
Dromiciops gliroides (monito del monte) is the source of this 2062-nucleotide messenger RNA. It is a transcript of the gene C1H16orf54, whose product is annotated as chromosome 1 C16orf54 homolog. The transcript is spliced from 2 exons. Lineage: Eukaryota; Metazoa; Chordata; Mammalia; Microbiotheria; Microbiotheriidae. The record is from RefSeq and is a predicted model, not a curated record. Bases 406 to 1065 code for a protein of 219 amino acids.